Neopelma chrysocephalum (saffron-crested tyrant-manakin) is the source of this 1354-nucleotide messenger RNA. RefSeq names its product granzyme A-like. Bases 39 to 815 code for a protein of 258 amino acids. Gene Ontology annotation, molecular function: serine-type endopeptidase activity. Gene Ontology annotation, biological process: proteolysis. The transcript is spliced from 5 exons. The record is from RefSeq and is a predicted model, not a curated record. NCBI's taxonomy places the organism in Eukaryota, Metazoa, Chordata, Aves, Passeriformes, Pipridae.
AUAAAAAAGUGAGUAAGGAGGAACACCAGACAGAAAUCAUGGGUGCUUUCCUUGCUUUGUACACCUUUGCUGCUGUCAUUCUCCUGGUCAUUCAUGGAGGUUUGUGUGUGGAUAUCAUUGGAGGGACUGAAGUAGCACCACACUCGAGACCAUUUAUGGCACAAAUCGUGGAACCAAAAAGAUUUGUUUGUGGAGGAGCUUUGGUCAAGGAAAACUGGGUGUUAACAGCUGCCCACUGUGAGGUGAAAGAAGGCAAAGUUAUUCUUGGAGCUCAUUCACGGAAAGCAAGUGAAAAACAAACACAGACUUUCCAGAUUGCAAAGCAAAUUCCCUACCCAUGCUAUGACUCCAUUUCCAAGGAAAAUGACAUUAUGCUGAUACAGCUUCACAAAAGAGCAACACUUACUCCAGCUGUGGAACUCAUUCCCCUGCCUACUUCAGAUGAUGAUCCCAAACCAGGAACAAUUUGCACAGUAGCAGGAUGGGGAAAAACUGACAAUCGUCGGAAAACGCUUUCUGCUACCCUGAGGGAAGUCAAUAUCACUGUCAUCAGUAGGCAAGUCUGCAAUGACAAACAUCAUUAUAAUGGCAAACCUGUUAUAACAGAGAACAUGAUAUGUGCAGGGGCUAAGAAUGGAAAAAAGGACUCAUGUGAUGGAGAUUCUGGUGGACCUUUAAGAUGCAAUAAUGUGAUGAGAGGCAUCACUUCUUUUGGGAAGAAAAAGAAGUGUGGUAGUGUUGAUGGCCCUGGUGUCUACACUCGACUCACAAACCAGUACCUCCAGUGGAUAAGGAAAACCAUAGGGGGGGCCUAAUAGAUUGGGUUUUGGGCAAGUGAUAUGUGUAAUAGCAUCUAGUUUUCAAAUAGUCUUUUAAAAUGGUUAUACCGGUAAAAGAGGUAUUUCCACACCGAAUUUUAGCAGCUUGCUGUAGUUCAGCUACAACAGCAUCUAUAGCUUAUACUGUCAGCCAUGGAGUCAUUGAAUGGAGUUUUGUGACUCAGGAUUCCAACAUUCUUGUGUUGCAUGUUGCUCUACAUGGAUUAGUAUUUCUGAUAAAACAUCUAAUCCACCUAGUUGCGUGCUGAGUAUAUACUGCACUCUUCUGUAUAUGGACUUUUGCAAAUAACUCUGAUAUUUAGUGAGAUGCUGGGUACAACUCCAGACAUCUGAAAAGCUUAGUAGCCUCUCUGAUUUUACAAGUGUAGUAGACUGCAAGUCUUCAGAAAGUUAAGUUGCAGCAACUGCAUUUGAUUGUGGGACAUUGUAAGUGUGCAUUUCCUAACUGUUCUGUAUUUGAAACCUCUAGAUUUUAUUCCUUUAUGUACUUUGCAUUUAAUAAAGAAAUGGCAAUA